Arabidopsis thaliana (thale cress) is the source of this 1416-nucleotide messenger RNA. RefSeq names its product F-box and associated interaction domains-containing protein. NCBI's taxonomy places the organism in Eukaryota, Viridiplantae, Streptophyta, Magnoliopsida, Brassicales, Brassicaceae. The transcript has 2 exons. The record is from RefSeq and is marked reviewed. The coding region runs from base 1 to 1416 and encodes 471 amino acids.
AUGGCGAUGUCCGAUCUUCCAAAUGAUUUGGUGGAGGAGAUCAUCUCUAGGGUUCCGGUAAAAUCUAUAAGAGCAGUAAGCUCUACUUGCAAAAACUGGAACACUUUAUCCAACGAUCAUAGCUUUACGAGGAAGCUCUUUGGUAAAACAAUAACAACAAAGGAAAAUGAGUGUUUGGUGGUCAUGAUGAUGGAUUCUAAGGUUUAUUUAAUGAGCGUCAAUCUCCAUAGAAUUCACAAAGAAAACGACGACAACAACAUUAAAUCAUCUAUCAUGCAUAAAGCUAAACUCAUUAGCCUAAACGAUGAUGACAUACUCAAUAAUACAUAUAUAAUUUUUCACUGCAAUGGUUUACUGUUAUUGUUAGGCUUCACCGACGAUGGCAUCAAGCUUGUGGUUACGAACCCUCAUUUAGGGCAAACAAGGUGGAUCAAACCUAGAAAAGCUAAUUACCAGUUUUGUGACAAGUACGCUAUCGGAUACGAGAAGAAGAAGAACAACUCUCUUCGUACCAACAAAAUGUUGUUAUUUCAUAAAGAAUCCUUCUGCUUCCGGAUUUAUUGGUUUGAAAUCUACAACUUUAACUCUGCUUCAUGGAAUGUUUUCUAUUUCACUCGUGACUGGGAAUUACCGUAUUCUCAAGGCGUGUCUCUCAAGGGAAACACUUACUGGUUUGCUAGAGAGAUAAAUAUAAGAGGAGAAAGAAUAGAUGAUCCUCCUGACUUCUUGAUCUGUUUUGACUUUACAACAGAGAGAUUUGGACCGCGUCUUCACCUGCCCUUUCACUCUCAUUCUGAUGAUACUGUGAUUCUCUCUAGUGUUAGAGAAGAACAGCUUGCGGUGUUGAUUAAGCGCUUCGAUUUAUGGAGGAUGGAGAUUUGGGUUACGACUAAGAUUGAGCCUAAGGAGGUCUCAUGGAACAAGUUGUUCUUAGCGGUUGAUAUGAUACCACUGAUCACUGCUUUUCAGUUUUGUAAUGUGAGUUUUUUCAUUGACGAGAAGAAGAAUGUCGUCGUGGUUCUUGGUAAAGAUGUGUUGAAUACACGAAACAUAGCUAAUAUUAUUGGAAAUGAUGGAUACUUUAAACAAGUGGAUCUUGGAGAAUCUACAAACAAAUAUUGUUACCCACUUGUGUGCUCUUAUGUUCCAAGUUCAGUGCAAAUCAAGCAAGCUACACGAGUGAUGCAUCAUCAUCACAUUGUCUUGAGAGCAGUUGUUAGAGCGGUGAGGGAUAGUGAUAGAGAGCGGAAGCUAAAUAACGGACGAGAACAUAAAAUCUCUAGAAGAACUCGGAUUCACGAACGGAUCUUGUUUAGAAUGUUGAAACUUGACGAAGAAGCAAUAGGGAUAAGGUCGAGAUCGGUUCCAAGGGAUCGAUAUCAACAAGGUUUUGCAAGUUCUCCUUGCAGGGCUUGA